Molecule: messenger RNA, 1789 nt
Organism: Hydractinia symbiolongicarpus
Lineage: Eukaryota; Metazoa; Cnidaria; Hydrozoa; Anthoathecata; Hydractiniidae
Product: endoplasmic reticulum lectin 1-like
Exons: 15
Coding region: 41-1174 (377 amino acids)
Biological process (GO): retrograde protein transport, ER to cytosol; endoplasmic reticulum unfolded protein response
Cellular component (GO): endoplasmic reticulum lumen
Source: RefSeq, a predicted model, not a curated record
AUAUAUUUGCUACGCUUCUGUAAUAGAAAAUUGAUGUGUAAUGAUCUUAUUUCAAAUAUUGUACUACUUUGGUAUCGUAAAGUUAACAUGGAGCAUAUCACCUCAAUUUAAUGAUGACCUACAUUAUACAAUUACUUGGAAUGCUCCACUUGCAGAUCAGGCAGAAGGAAAUCUGGCUGAGGAGAUUGUAAUUACAACAAAUGAAAAUGAAAAGUAUCAAUGUGUACUUCCAGUUGUAACAGAGGAUGAAAAGCAACAUGGUGACAUAUCACAUGGUCCAAGUCCUGAAGUCUUAUUGGCUGAUGUUUUAAUGGGAGAUGCAAAGAGAUGUACCUAUAGGUUGGAACCUUACUGGACAUAUGAACUUUGCCAUGGUCAACGCAUCACUCAAUUUCAUGAAGAAAAAGAUAGUAAUGGGCUCCUGCAGAGAAAUGAAUUCAAUCUGGGUACAAUGACCAUUGCUGAAGUGAAAGAGCUAUUAUAUCCUGUUGUUCCACUUCGUACUCCUGAAGAGGAGAGAAAGGUCCCUCUUCGAAAGAUUGACAAUAAAGACACGCCUUAUUACAGCAUUGAAAUGGGGAAUGGAACACCAUGUGAUUUAAAUAGAAAGCCUCGAAAAACUACUGUUCUGUAUAUAUGUCAUCCAACUUCAAAUAACGAGAUCAUGAGCAUUAAGGAAGUGACAACUUGUGAAUAUGAAGCUAUAGUCUUAACACCUGUACUAUGCGGUAAUCCUGCCUAUAUUGUGAAAACCAAGCCAAUUCACGAUAUCAAAUGUCAUCCUUUAUCUGGUUCUCCCAUUCAACCUGCUAAAGUUGUUGCACAAAACCAAGAGUCAAAACUGCCUAUAUUUAUCCCACCCCAGCAACCAAAACAGCAACAAAUCCUUCGCGCUACCCAAGCAGCUGUUGACGAGACGUUAAACAUACAAUUUCUAAAGGGUGAUUACUGUUUGGUCGGUGGAAGCGGAUGGUGGAAAUACGAAUUUUGCAAUGGAAAGCACAUCAGUCAAUUUCAUGUGGAGCAGAAUCUAAAGAAAAUUGUCAUCACAGUUGGAAGAUGGAAUAAAAAGGAACAUGUUGACCACAUAAUGUCAAAGAAGUUAAAAGCCAAGGCGAACACAGCUUCAAGCACCAAACCUCUUCGAAUGUUUGGCACGAUAACAACGAAUUAGCAGGUUGUCAUCAAAUAUUUUGGUAGCGAGCGGAAAUUCUUAGAGCCCCCAGGGCUUCUUGUUGUAAUUUAUUUUGACCAAUAAUAAAAUUUUGACCAAUAAUAAAAUUUACAAUUAAACAACCCCCUGGUUUCUAAAAAUUUCUAAAGGUCAAAAAAAUGUCGCUAACCCUUUUGAACACACAAAAUACGGCUAUUAUUGUAGAGACUAGCCGGGAAACCCGGCGUCGAAUCGCCGGGAUGAGCCACAAGUAACUGUUGUUGAACGCCCUAAGGAGCGCUUAAAAAGAACUGCAAACUGUGCGACACAGUCAGGUGGAGCGCUUAAGUACAGGUAUGCAGUAUGUCGUAAAUCAAGUGAAGCGCACACACCAUUAUAGUGUUGCGACUGCAACAUAUUUUUCAAAAAAAAACUUUCUAAAUAAAUAAUAAAUCUAAAUAAAUAAUAAAUAACAAAGGCUGAAAUAAAAACACAGUUUACAACCGUUGUGACUCCGUCAUAGCAAAAACAAUCGGCCAAUAUUAUUUCAUUUUGCGGAAUAAGUUUUUGUAAAAGUUAAAAAAUUAAUCGUGACACCGGACUGGGCGCUUAGUACAGUUAAACGGUGUUACACAG